Messenger RNA from Aedes albopictus (Asian tiger mosquito), 1537 nucleotides. RefSeq names its product aminomethyltransferase, mitochondrial. Gene Ontology annotation, cellular component: mitochondrion. Lineage: Eukaryota; Metazoa; Arthropoda; Insecta; Diptera; Culicidae. Bases 115 to 1353 code for a protein of 412 amino acids. The record is from RefSeq and is a predicted model, not a curated record. The transcript is spliced from 3 exons. Gene Ontology annotation, molecular function: aminomethyltransferase activity; protein binding. Gene Ontology annotation, biological process: glycine catabolic process.
CUGUCUCCGCCUCAGUACGCGAUCGGAAGUGAAAGUGAUCACAUCUCAGAGUUGGUGACACAGUGUAGUGUGAUAAGACGAAAGAAAGAAAAUCAGCUAACGGCGGGCGUAAGAAUGUUGUCGGUACUUUCGAGAGUGACUCAGCGGGGGAGGGCCGUGUCGGCAUUGUCUGCGGUACAGCAUCGCCACGCAUCUACGGGAGGAAAAGAACCGAGCAAGACGGCGCUGUACGAUUUCCAUCAGAGCCACGGUGGAAAGCUGGUUGACUUCGCUGGUUACUGGCUGCCCGUACAGUACAGCGAUCAGAGUAUUAUCAAAUCGCAUCACUAUACUCGAAAGUAUGGAUCCAUUUUCGACGUUUCGCACAUGCUGCAAACGUAUUUGAGAGGCAAGGACGUCAUCAGCUGCUUCGAGUCGGUUUGUACUGCCGACAUCAAGGGACUCAAAAAUGGGACUGGAACGUUGACCGUGUUCACCAAUGGCAAGGGAGGAAUUUUGGAUGAUUUGAUUGUGAAUCGAGUGUCGGAGGAUACGUUGUACGUCGUAUCCAAUGCUUCGAGGAAGGAUACUGACAUGGCUGUCAUGAGUGAUGCAGUGGCAUCCUUCAAAGCCCAAGGCAAAGACGUCUCGGUGCAGUUCCUCUCCAGUGACGAACAAUCGCUCCUGGCGGUCCAAGGCCCACAUGCCGUUUCGGAUCUCCAGAAGCUGUGCACCAAGGACCUUUCGAGGCUGUAUUUCAUGAACAGCACCACCGAUACCAUUGCCGGAGUGGAAAACUGUCGCAUCACCCGGUGCGGAUACACCGGCGAAGACGGAGUGGAAAUCUCAAUUCCUUCCAACAAAGCCGCCGACAUCGCGUCGGCUCUCCUGGAGCAGAAAGUUGGCAAUCUCAAACUGGCAGGUCUUGGUGCUCGCGAUUCACUCCGACUGGAAGCCGGCUUGUGCCUGUACGGUAACGACAUCGAUGAAACUACGACUCCCGUGGAAGCCGGACUUCUCUGGUUGGUGGCCAAACAGCGCCGAGUGGAGAACAACUUCCCCGGGUCGGACAAAAUCAACAAUCAAAUUAAAAACGGAGUCACUCGACGCCGGGUCGGAUUCAAGAUGUCCGCGGGAUCGGCCCCCGCUCGGCAGCACGUGGAAAUUUUCGACAACGAACAUCACAAAAUCGGCGAAAUCACCAGCGGCUGCCCGAGUCCGUGCUUGCAGCAGAACAUCGCCAUGGGAUACAUCCGGGAGGAAUCGAAGAAGGUGGGCACCGAGGUGACGCUGAAAAUCCGAGACAAGUUCUACCACAGCCAGGUCGCCAAAAUGCCGUUCGUUGCGACGCACUAUUAUCAACCCCCGAAAUGAGACGGUUGUUUGCUAUUAGGAUGUUGAAUAAUGUAUGUUGUGCUGCUACCAGUGCAUGUUUGUUUUAGCGCGUGUAUUAUUUAAUGCUUGCUCGGCUUAUCGGUUGACCCCGGUUGGGCAGGAUGAAUCGUUUUAAAGUUUACGGCUUGACAUUUGAUAAGCAAUCAAUACAUUUCACAGCGAA